Melitaea cinxia (Glanville fritillary) is the source of this 1028-nucleotide messenger RNA. It is a transcript of the gene mRpL4, whose product is annotated as 39S ribosomal protein L4, mitochondrial. Gene Ontology annotation, molecular function: structural constituent of ribosome. The record is from RefSeq and is a predicted model, not a curated record. Gene Ontology annotation, biological process: translation. NCBI's taxonomy places the organism in Eukaryota, Metazoa, Arthropoda, Insecta, Lepidoptera, Nymphalidae. Bases 134 to 1000 code for a protein of 288 amino acids. Gene Ontology annotation, cellular component: ribosome. The transcript is spliced from 2 exons.
AGUCAAAUGUAAAAUUUUACAUAACCUGAAAAUAAAUACGUAAAAAACAUUUUUUGUUGUUGUAUGUGAUGUUAUUAUUAACAUAAUAACAAAGUGUACGCAUAUCGUAUACUAUUACUUUCACAAAAUCAAUAUGAGCUUAACUCUUAUUAACGCUAUAAAGAAAUUACAUAUUUCAGCCGUAUCACAAAUACGGUUGUGUUCUUCUGUAUCAAAUACAGUUUCUAAUAUAAACAAUAAUAACAAUAGUUCCUUAAGCGUAAUACGUAAGGAAUGGAAGUUUCCACCUCAAUACACAAAACCACGUGAAGUAUGGAUCGAAAAUUUAGAUACGAUUAACGAGAAAAAACUAGGAUUAUUUGAAUUACAUCCUUUAGUGUACGCUGUUUUACCACGGAUAGAUAUCAUUCAUAGGAAUGUGAUAUGGCAAAGGAAAUUCCGAUGGGUAUCAUGGGCUCAUACGAAGACGAGAGCUGAAGUAAAUGGGGGUGGUAGAAAACCAUGGCCCCAGAAAGGUUUGGGUAAAGCUCGUCACGGUUCCAUUCGAUCUCCACUGUGGAGGGGUGGUGGUAGAGCCCAUGGUCCUCGAUCUGGCAAAACACACUUUUUUAUGCUACCUUUUCAUUUACGAAUACACGGCUUAACUUCAACACUAUCUGCAAAGCUUGCUCAGGAUGAUUUACACAUUGUUAAGGAUUUAGAGGUACCAACAGAGGAUCCGGAAUAUUUUGUUGAUCUAAUAGAGCAAAGGAAUUGGGGUCCUUCAGUGUUAAUAGUGGAUGACAAUGACUAUGCACCUAGAAAUAUUACUUUGGCCACAGACAGUCUGCAACAUGUCAACAUAAUACCGUUCUAUGGCCUCAAUGUAUAUUCAAUGUUGAAGCACGACACUCUUGUCAUGACACAAGCGGCAGCAGAGAGAGUUGAAGAAAAGAUUUUACAGCAUCUUCAUUCGAACACAAUGCAACAACAGGCCAAAUUUAAAUUGAACCAAGUUUAAAUUAGAAUAAAAUAAAAUAGAAAGUAAA